AUGAAUACCGAGAAGGAUUUCUCCCCUUUGACCCCCAACAUUGUGAGAGCUCUCAACGACAAGCUGUACGAGAAGAGGAAAGUGGCAGCACUAGAGAUCGAGAAACUUGUGAGGGAGUUUGUGGCUCAGAACAAUUCGACUCAGAUCCGGCAUGUCAUCCAGAUCCUGGCGUCAGAGUUUGCGCUGUCGCAGCACCCCCACAGUCGCAAAGGAGGCCUCAUCGGCCUGGCUGCCUGCUCCAUCGCCCUGGGCAAAGAUUCUGGGUUGUACCUGAAGGAGCUGAUCGAGCCAGUGCUCACAUGUUUUAACGACUCUGACAGCCGUCUGCGAUAUUACGCCUGCGAAGCUCUCUACAACAUUGUGAAGGUGGCCAGAGGAGCUGUGCUCCCCCACUUCAACGUUCUGUUUGAUGGCCUUAGCAAGCUUGCAGCAGACCCUGAUCCCAACGUGAAGAGUGGCUCUGAGCUUCUUGAUCGCCUUCUGAAGGACAUUGUAACAGAGAGUAACAAGUUUGACCUGGUGGCUUUUGUUCCUCUUUUACGAGAGAGGAUCUACUCCAACAAUCAGUACGCCCGUCAGUUCAUCAUAUCUUGGAUCUUGGUGUUGGAGUCAGUCCCGGACAUCAACCUCUUGGAAUAUCUGCCUGAAAUUCUGGAUGGCCUCUUCCAGAUAUUGGGAGACAGCAGCAAGGAGAUCAGGCGGAUGUGUGAGGUGGUCUUGGGAGAAUUUCUAAAGGAAAUAAAGAAAACUCCUUCCAGUGUCAAGUUUGCUGAUAUGGCAAACAUCCUUGUUAUCCACUGCCAGGUGUCUGAUGAGUCCAAACUCACUAAUGACCUGAUCCAACUGACCGCUAUGACAUGGAUGAGGGAGUUUAUCCAGCUAGCAGGCCGAGUGGUCCUGCCUUACUCCUCUGGCAUACUGACGGCUGUGCUGCCUUGCUUGUCCUACGAUGACCGCAAGAAGAGCACCAAAGAAGCUGCUAGCGCCUGCAACCACAGCCUAAUGAAGCUUGUGACACCUGAGGAUGACGAAGAUGAAGAAGAGUCACAGUCCACAACCUCACCUCAGAGCAAAGACGCGUCAAGUAAGAAAGAGGGGGAUCUUAAUGAUUCUCUGAAUGCCUCUCAGGAGUCAGUGGGCUUAAGCAACAUUUCUUUCUUCACACCAACAAGCAAUGACAAGACUCAGGUAACCCUGGACCUGGACGGCAUUGUGCAGGUUCUGGACAGACAUUUACACGACUCCUCGACUGGAAUGAUGACACGCAUUGCUGUGCUGAAGUGGCUCUACCAUCUCUACAUCAAGACACCUCGCAAGAUGUUCCGGCAUACAGACAGUCUGUUUCCCAUGUUACUGAAGACCCUUUCUGAUGAGUCUGAUGAAGUCAUCCUGAAAGACUUGGAGGUUCUAGCGGAGAUUGCAUCAUCCCCUGCGGGACAAACGGAGUCCUCUGGGUCAUGUGACAGUGCAGAUAAAACAGAGCUUCACGUUCCAGAUGGAAGUAAAGUUGGCCAGCAGCAGCUGGGGGUUGGUUCCAAAGGAGCAGACUCCUCUCCCUCCACCCCUAGUAUGAACUCUUACUUCUACAAGUUCAUGAUCAACCUCCUCAAGCGCUUCAGUCUGGAGAGGAAGCUUCUGGAAACGAGGGGGGCCUUCAUCAUCAGGCAGCUGUGUCUUCUCCUGCAUGCAGAAAACAUCUUCCACUCCAUGGCAGACAUCUUGCUGAAGGAGGAGGACCUGAAGUUUGCAUCCACCAUGGUGCAGACCCUCAACACCAUUCUGCUGACCUCAGCUGAGCUCUUCCAGCUCAGGAACCAACUCAAAGACCUGCGCACGCCUGAGAGCUGUACUCUCUUCUGCUGCCUCUACCGCUCCUGGUGCCAUAAUCCAGUGGCCACGGUCUCUCUCUGCUUCCUGACCCAGAACUACCGCCAUGCAUACGACCUCAUUCAGAAGUUUGGUGACCUGGAGGUGACGGUGGACUUCCUUAUCGAAGUAGACAAACUCGUGCAACUAAUUGAGAGCCCCAUUUUCACAUACCUUCGUCUGCAGCUGCUGGACGUAGAGAACAACCCCUAUCUGAUCAAGGCUCUGUACGGCCUGCUGAUGCUGCUGCCACAGAGCCAAGCCUUCCAGCUUCUGUCCCAUCGUCUACGCUGCGUGCCCAACCCGGAGCUCAUGAGGACAGUGGAGGUUCCAAAGCCAGCCAGUGCCAAGCGUGCCACUCAGCCGCAGGUAGACUACCAGGAGCUGCUGCAGCACUUUGACAGAGUUCAGAGCAAACACCUGGAGGUGCGGCACCAGCGGGCCAGCCAUGCUGAACACCCUGACAGGAAGCUGGUGCUGUGAGGGCCUAUAGCACCCUGGCAUUUGAGGGGGCAAGGAGGAGAGUCAGACUGAAACCUCAUCGGAGCCUCCUGUGGGCUUCUGUUUUCCAUUUGGACUGUAUGUUCUUACUCAGUUUUUAAGCCAUUGAUUCUACUGUAAGCAUGGUGGACUUUUCUUAUUUUUAAUGUUAAUCAAGUGCUUUAUGUUGGGGUGGAGGGUGGUUGUGGGGGGGGUGUUCAUGGAGACUCACACAAGACUGACAAGCAACUCCAAAAAAGCAAGUUUAAGGCCAAUGGUUGUAUCAUCUCCAGCCAGUGAUCUCAGCGUAGCCACCAACAUUUAGCGCUUGUAUGGAAUAUGAUGUGCAUUCCCAUCUUACAUGGAUAACUGUAAAGUGUUUUCUAGAACAGGAGUCUAUAUCACAGUGUAAGUAGAUAUUAAACGCCUGCUCAUUGCACUCAUUUAACAAUGCAGUAUGUGUGUAACAGUAACUAGCAUUCUGUACAUAGGACAGAGUGUAUUUAUGUGGAAUAUGAUGCUUCUUCUGUUGGACUUGUUACUUUUCAUCACCUUAAUAGAGCGCACCCACUUCAGAGCAAGAUACUACUGCUGGUUUCCAGUUCAUGUUCAUCCCAAUUCCUUUCUUUUUUUUUCUUUUUUUCUUUUACUUGGUGCUUUUUCAUGUCAUGCUCCGUCCCCCACAUGUCUGUGUUUGUGUGCAACACUGCUAUGUCUUACUAUCUUACUUGGUCACUGUAACAUAAUCCUGAACCUUGGCCUUAUGUGAGCAGACUGAACUCAGUCAUCUGUUGUGUUCUGACAAAAAGUAUAUAAUAAAGUGGACCAUAUAUACUCA
Molecule: messenger RNA, 3184 nt
Organism: Colossoma macropomum (tambaqui)
Lineage: Eukaryota; Metazoa; Chordata; Actinopteri; Characiformes; Serrasalmidae
Gene: vac14
Product: vac14 homolog (S. cerevisiae)
Exons: 19
Coding region: 1-2349 (782 amino acids)
Biological process (GO): positive regulation of kinase activity; phosphatidylinositol biosynthetic process
Cellular component (GO): PAS complex; endosome membrane
Source: RefSeq, a predicted model, not a curated record